Molecule: messenger RNA, 261 nt
Organism: Ostertagia ostertagi
Lineage: Eukaryota; Metazoa; Nematoda; Chromadorea; Rhabditida; Trichostrongylidae
Source: the annotation of a GenBank genome assembly
AUGGAGGAAUUGAUGACAGCACUAUGCAGGACUGUAACGGCAGAGGAUUGGUUGUCUUUCGGUUUCAUCACGACCACUGGAGUGCGAAUGAUUCUUGUGCUUGAAGCCAACAACCUCGAAUGGAAGGAUUUCGAUAUAAGAUCAUUAUUCAAGCGAUUCAUCACUCUAUUGACAAUGCAGUCUCGCCAAUUCCUUUCCACACAUGCGGGAUCCCUAUUGGAAGCAGCUGCACAGAUGAUAAGCACUCAUGUCGAAGGGUAG